AUGUCGGAACGGCGUGGCGGCCCGGCAGCUAACUUAGCGCCACCCUCGCCGUCGCCAGUGCGCAAGGAGGAAACGGUGGAGGCGGUGGCGGAAGAGCGGACAAAAGCGGGUGCGGUGAGGCACAGUAUGGAGCGCCCCGUGGCCUCCAGCGCCUCCUCUGCACCGUCCACGCCGAGCCCAAACGCGCUCACGGCGGCCGCGGCGGUCUCGGAGGAUGAGAGGGACGACGUCACACCGUCGCAACGACGUGAGGGCAGCGGCGCGUCUUUGUUUGGUCAGCGCCGUCGCGAGUCGUCGUCCUCACUCCGCGGCGGUGGCGAUGCUGUCGGCUCUGACGCUGUUGUGGAUGCUGGCUCGUUAAACGGGGUGCCUCCACCGCUGACCUCGGGACCCACCGCGCGACAGCACUCGAAUAAGGGCGCCCCCCUGCCGGCCUAUCGUCAAGAGAGUCCACCAAACGAGGCGCUCGUCCAGUCGGCGCAGGGCUCCCCUUAUCGGCCACAGGAAGACGGUCGGCACUCCAAUACACGAGAUACUCUCGAUCACACAGGGUCCAUGCCCCUCAACACUGCAGCAGAAGCCGUACCAAACAGCACCGCAACGCGCGCCAACCCGCAAAAUACCACCGUCAGCUUUUUGGAGUCGUCACCGGAGGCACGGCGGCAGGAGAGCAUCGACAAGCGGCCCUCGGCAAGCUCCACUUCCUUGCCACCGUCUCGCCUGGGGGAAAGCCCGAUGGUGGACGCGGUGCACGCCGCGGCGGCACGCCGCACAAACAGCAACACCUUCGCCCCAGCCGGGCAGCGCAAAGUGCCAGCGGACUCGACGAUCAACGACUCUCGCCUCUUCACCGCCGUCCCGACAACCUCAGUGGCAGGCAUGAACAACUCCGGCUACAGCCCUUCACAGCGGGCAUUGGUGCAGUAUGGCGGGUCACCAGGCGACAUGGCAGCCCCUUCUUUUCCGUACCGGGAGUCCGUGGGGGCGGGGAGUGAGGGCGGCUACAGCCCCAACCGCAACGCCGAAAUUCGCGCGAUGCUGAUCGCGGCGGAGCGCGAGUUGGCGGAGACGCGAGAGGAGUCGAUGAAGCGUGGGAUGAAGCUGGAAGCGCUGGAGUCUGCGCUGGACCGGGAGCGAGCGAACACCCGUGCCUUGCGUGACCGCUACGCGGACGAGACCGCCGCGACGCGUGCGGAGCACGAGGCCGUGACGCGGCAGAUGCGGGAUCAGCUGCACGUGCUGAAGAUGGUCUCGGAGAGCGCCAUGGCGGAGAAGAGUAAAAUGGCCGAAGAGGCCGGCCGACGCAAGAAGGAACUGUUCGCCUUGCUGGAUCGGGAGCGGGAUGAGAAGAGCUACAUCAUGGCCGACUACCGCGAGCAGACGGAGUCGCUCAUCGCGGAGCAGGGGCGCGAGAUCACCUCCCUGCGCGCAGCGAUGGACAAGCUGAAGGAGGACUUUGACACGGUGUCGCAGCAGCACCAGGCCGCCGAAGACGAGCGCGAGGCGCUCGACGAGAAGCUGGAGGCGAUGUCCUCGCAGCUGGACCGCGAGCGUGCGGAGGCCAGCGGUAGAAUCCGCGACCUCCAGGCAAACAUGGCGCAGGAGUGCAACGCGCUGCGGGAGCAGUUGGACGCACAGCGAGAACAGCAGCAGCGGAGUACAGCGCAGCAGGCAAAGAAGCAGCAGGAGUUGGCGGAGCAACUGCAGAAGAGCGAGGAGCGGCAGCGCGUGGCGGAGGAGGAGCACCAGCAUGCUCUCGACACCCUCAAGCAGGCCUACCGCCGCGACACGGACGGACUGCGCGAGGAGCUGCAGCGGUCGAAGGAAAGCCGCGACAAGCAGGAGGAGGAGCUGCGGCGGGAGGUGGAGAAGACGGUGAAGCGGGAGGCGAAGUCCGUGGAAGGUCUGCGGCAGGCACUAGAGCAAGCCCGUAAGGAGAAGGAGACGUGCGUGGGCGACAGCUUCCAGCAGCGCGAGGCCUUGCAGCGGCAGCAUCGAGAGAAGGUGGCCGCCCUGCAGGCGGAGGUGGAUGCACUGACGCAGCAGCUGGCCGAGGAGCGGGCGGCGCGGAAAGACGGCGAGGCGGAUGCGGAGGUGCUGCGGGUGCGUGCGGAGAGCCUGGACAAAGCGAACCAGCGACUGUCGAACGAGUUAGAGACGACAAAGGCGGAGCAGCGCAGCAGGGAGCGUGCGGCCGAGCAAGCGCAUCAGGCUGUUGUGGAAGAGCUGCGCGCAAAGGUGCGCAAGAGCGCCACCGACUUCAGCUACGCGCAGGAUCAGCUCGCACAGUUCGCGGCGGAUGCACAGCAGCUCCGCGACGAGUUGGCACGCCGCACGAGUGCACUGGAGGCCGCGAAGGAGAAAAUUGCAAAGCAGGAGAUCCAAUCGGCGGACGAAAUGGCCAAGGCAAAAGACGCAGCGCUGCAGAAGGAGCGGGAGGCGGCGCAGGCCAUUUCACAGCUGCGUGGCAACAAGGCGCAACUCGAGGCGACGGUGGAGCGACUGGAGCGGCAGGCGAAGGAGGCGGAGGGACGCGUGCAGGGGACGGCGAAGCAGGUUGAGGAGGAGCGCCGAUCGCUGGAGGACGCACACCGCAAGUUGCAGGAUGCCAAGGUGGAGAUGGAGGACCUCCGCGCCGUCGCUACGCACGCACAGGAGCGCGGCGCGUCCGCAGCCGAGGAAAAGCGGCAGCUGGAGCGGCAACUCGAGGACGCCAGCCUUUACCGCGACGAGCUCGAGAAUGCCUUGCACAACAACGAGCGAAAAAUGAUGGAGCUACAGCAGGAGCAGGCGCGGCAUCAGAAGCAGGUGGAGGGACAGUUGGAGGAGCAGGCGCAGCGGCACAAAGCCGAGGUGGCCGCGGCGCGGAUGGCGUCCGAGCAGGUGCGCGGCGAGGUUACACGUGCGCGGGAGGCACUUGUUGAGAAGGAGGCGGCUCUUCAGCAACUGCGGGAGGAGGUUGGCAAGCUGCGCCGCGAGGCCGCUUUGCGUGAAAGCGGCUUGCAGGAGGAAAUGGAGGAUCUUCGUGAGGCGCAAGGGAUGGAAAUGCGCCGCAUGGAUGAGUUACUGAACGGACUCCGCAGCGAUCUGGCCAAGUCGCAGGCAAUGUGCACGCAUUACCAACGCGAGCUCUCGCACAUCCACCGCAACGCUGAAGGGGAACACUCCGAUUUAGAGGUCGCCCUUGAGCAAGCGGACGCGGCGCGGGCGAAGCUGCUCGAAGAUGCCAAGUACCGGGAUCAGCUGAAUAAGGAAUUACAAGGGACGGUGCGGCUGCUCAGCUCGCGACUGACGGCCAAUGAGGAGGAGGUACGGCGGGCGCAGGAGGAGCUCGCAGACACAAACAAGAAGCUCCAGGAUGCGCACACGCUCAUAGGCCGAAAAGACGCUGCGAUUGGGCAGCUCAACGCAAAGCUGCGCGCCUAUGAGGCACGCAGCGGUAGCAGCAUUAUCAUGUAA
Leptomonas pyrrhocoris is the source of this 3459-nucleotide messenger RNA. RefSeq lists its product as hypothetical. The record is from RefSeq and is a predicted model, not a curated record. The coding region runs from base 1 to 3459 and encodes 1152 amino acids. The transcript has a single exon. Lineage: Eukaryota; Euglenozoa; Kinetoplastea; Trypanosomatida; Trypanosomatidae.